GGCUUUUAGCCUUUCUCCUCAAAGUAGUAUUGAGUGCUCUAGCCACCGGGCCUAUGGCAAGAUCCAAAAGAUCCCACACGUGAUAUCUAAGAAGAAUCAAAUUAAGGGAAUUGUAGGUUCUUUGAUAUCAAAGUUAGAAAUAAGUGACAUGUAUCUUUUGGGGCAUUGCGAAACACAUGAGUCACAAGACCUUUUGAUCAACAUAGUCCCUGUAUAUGAUGGUAUUAUUGGAUUUUGCUAUAGAGAUACUCUUUUUGCUUUACUUGAAGGUUUUGAAGGUGCAGAAGGUAGUAAUGUUUGA
Molecule: messenger RNA, 301 nt
Organism: Dentiscutata erythropus
Lineage: Eukaryota; Fungi; Glomeromycota; Glomeromycetes; Diversisporales; Gigasporaceae
Source: the annotation of a GenBank genome assembly